Molecule: messenger RNA, 2273 nt
Organism: Pectinophora gossypiella (pink bollworm)
Lineage: Eukaryota; Metazoa; Arthropoda; Insecta; Lepidoptera; Gelechiidae
Exons: 2
Coding region: 1495-2244 (249 amino acids)
Biological process (GO): regulation of transcription by RNA polymerase II
Cellular component (GO): nucleus; transcription regulator complex
Molecular function (GO): DNA binding
Source: RefSeq, a predicted model, not a curated record
GAUGCCCGGCAAUCGGCCUAGAAAAACUACAAUUUGCCUUCAUACUGAAUAACAAAUGCGCAUCAUCGAGGACAUGAAGUUUGAAAUAUCUGAUAUUCGAAAGACAAAUGCAGACAUAGAAAAAUCACUUGAAUACCUGUCUUCAGAAUAUGAUGGUAUGAAAGUUAGUCUAGUCGAUCUGGGACAAAAAUGCUCUGCACAAUAACUGCGUAUAAAAGAGUUAGAGAGUGUUGAGGAGGAACAAUGCAGGAAAUUCAAACUAAAUCUACUAUAAAUACGUAAUGUUCCCUGCAGAGACAAGGAGACUACUGAAGACCUUGUAAAAACUUCACUAGACAUUUUCAACGUGAUAUCGGCAUCGGUUGACCGACCAGAUAUACUGGACAUCCGUAGACUCCCAUCCAAAACAGAGAAGACGAUUCUUGUCACCUUAAAAUCUGUAAUUCUAAAAAACACCGUACUGCAAUCCUUUAAAGCAUACAAUGAAAUGAACAAAAACUGUAAGCUGAACACAAAACUGAUAUCCAAACAGCACCCCGGAGCCCAUCUAUAUAGACGAGCACUUGACGAUGAAGGGUAAACGUCUAUAUUACCUAGCUCGGCAGUUCACCAAGUCAGGUCAAUUCCAGUUUAACUGGACUGCAAAUGCCAAAGUGCUUUUGCGAGAGAAAGAAGGAGCUAAAAUAAUCAUCGUGUCCGUCGAAUCUCAAAUAAAUCAAGUAUAAAAGCGAAAAAUUACUGGACUUUGAAAGAUAUGAUCUCAUUUUCUACAAGAAGCAUUUAGUAAAAAGACUGCUUAACUUGUGUUUCUCAAAGGUACUUUAUAGUUUACUUAACUAUCAUUAUUCCCAUUUUUUUACUGAAAUAUUAUGUAUGUAUUUUAGUCGGACCCACAUGCCAAAUAAAAAAUGUUCCUAUUACAACCCUUACACAAAAACACACUUAAUACACACACACACCUAAAUAUGCACACUAUUACACACCACACACACAAAAUACACCAAACAUGCACGCAUUUAAACACACUUCCAACAUAUCCCAGCAACACUCGUAUUCUAAACCUGAUCAAAUCACUCUCUAUACAUACUACUAUAUACACCCCAAUUGCUCAACACUUUCCAUUCAACGCAGUAAAACAUCCUUGCAUAAAAAAAUAACUCAUAGCUUUUAUUGCCGCAUCCACAACUAUCACGUCUUUCCGCCAAAUUCAACUAAUUACAACCACUCAAAAAUAUUUAAAAAUUCGCGAUGUUGAAACGAACUCGUAAAGAUACAGAUUUUACAGCUGUUUCUACCUGUAAGGGCGCCUUCAAAUUUGCCGCUAAGUGCCGCGCGGAGGCAGCGCGUCUGCAGCGCUGCGGUCGCGCUGCUUUGUAAAUCCAUACAGAUAAAAAACGCGCGAUUGCAGCGCUGCGCUCGCGCUGCAAUCGCGCAUCAGUUCAUCGAUCGACUAGUGACGUUGCGCACGUGUCUAUAUGUUGUUCAAGUCUAAACAUGAACGAAAAUCAGAUUGAAGAAUUUAUCGAUGAAGUUGAAAGUCGUCCAGCGAUAUGGGAUUCGAGGUCCGACAAGUACAGCAAUAAAAUCGAAAAGAAAAAGGCUUGGGAAGAAAUAUGUAAUAAAUUUAUUGAAAAUUUUACAAACAAGACCGCAAGUGAAAAAAAUGAAGCAUCUAUACUACUGCAACGCAAAUGGAAAAACCUAAGGGAUUCUUAUAGUCGUGAACUUAAUAAGCAAAGAGCAUCAAAGAGUGGAUCAGCUGCGUCAUCACAUCGAAAAUAUCAACAUUUUGACCGACUUCAAUUUUUAUCGUGUUUGUCGGAGACCAGACCUAUUGAUAUUUCUACUCAGCCCUCGACAUCAAAAAAGAGGAAAGUUUCGGAGCAGCCGGUAGAAGAUGACACUAAUAAAAUUUUGAAAAUACUCAUUGAAAGAAUGCAAAAAAAAGAUGAAUCUAUUGAAAAUGAUGGCGAUCGGUGUUUUUUAUUAUCAUUAUUAAGUGAUUUUAAGAAAAUACCUGAACACCGCAAGACGGACGCAAAGUACGAAAUGAUCGGUCUGAUACGACGAUUUAUCAAUGAUAAUUUCGAAUAUUCUUAUCAACAACAUCAUGGCUACUUUACUUCUACGAAUCAAUCAAGCCAAAGCCCAGCCAAUGUGUCAAUACAAGAAUCACCAUCACAACUGACUGAUAUGUCGUCUAUUUAUGAGAAUUUGUUUUCAGAGAGUAAUGACAAUAUUUAAAAAUAGUAAUAAGAAAUAUGUGUAAUGUG